Notolabrus celidotus (New Zealand spotty) is the source of this 6050-nucleotide messenger RNA. RefSeq names its product ubiquitin specific peptidase 40 (gene usp40). The transcript has 31 exons. Bases 612 to 4454 code for a protein of 1280 amino acids. Gene Ontology annotation, molecular function: cysteine-type endopeptidase activity; cysteine-type deubiquitinase activity. Gene Ontology annotation, biological process: protein deubiquitination. Gene Ontology annotation, cellular component: cytosol; nucleus. The record is from RefSeq and is a predicted model, not a curated record. NCBI's taxonomy places the organism in Eukaryota, Metazoa, Chordata, Actinopteri, Labriformes, Labridae.
AUGAAAAUAUGUAAAGUAAUUUUAGUUUCGAGGGUGUGUGUUAAACGAAUAGGAUACUACAAGUACCACAAUGCACCGCUCACUUUUUCCUGCCAUCAAGAAACAUGGCUGCCCACUGUUCCCCGACGGUAUUUUUAUUUACGUUUCGGUUUUUUGCCGUUUUGAGACAGUCCGACGAAGAAAGAGCUGGUUCCUGGGGCUACUUCGAGUAAAAAAUAAAUCCAAACAUUGGUUGGUUGGCGCCAUUUUCUCCAUUCACUGUGUCAAUAUCGUUAUUGUUAACAACAGCCUGAUUUCUCUCUCUCAUUUUCGCUGAGCUGUCAAGCUGCUUAUUGGUGUCGGGCUGUCUUUGGUUUCCUUUUGUUAGCGUGCCGAGCUAGCUAAACAACAUUGGUGCGAGUCAAUCGCAUACGUUUUAGGUAAUUGUCGCUAUGUUCAGCCCUGUGAAGUCAUCUUAUUUCAGAGUCAGCCCUGCCAUUGUCAAUAGAGAACUUGGGAAGACCAAGAUGAGAUAGCAAGAGGGCACAUCGGUCUUGCUAACCCCCGCUUAUUUACCACGAGAGAGAGUCCCAGCCAAACUGAGAUAGCACGGAGUAAAUAACUCUUACGACAUGUUUGGGAAUCUUUUCGAGGAAGAGGAGGAGGAAGACUUCUCUGCGAAUCCCUCCAGGGGGAGAGUUACAAAGGUGGGAGAUGAGCCACCUCCACCCAGGGGUCGAAGCAAUCUGUGCGGCAUCAAGAACCAGGGGGGCACCUGUUACCUCAACUCCCUCCUUCAGACCCUGCUGUUCACCCCAGAGUUCAGAGAAGAGCUGUUCAGUUUGGGAUCUGAAGAAUUAGGAUGCCUGGAAGACAAAGAGAAACCAGAGGCCAAAGUCAGAGUGAUCCCACUGGAGCUGCAGAGACUUUUUGCCAGUCUGCUGCUGGUGGACCAGCAAAGUGCCUCCACAGCCAACCUUACUGACAGCUUUGGCUGGAACAGCAGCGAGGGAACAAACCAGCAUGAUGUGCAGGAGUUGAACAGGAUUCUGUUCAGUGCAUUGGAGCACUCUCUUGUGGGCACCUCUGGAAGUACACUUAUCCACCGUCUGUACCAUGGGACGAUCGUCAACAGCAUUGACUGCAAAGAGUGUGGCAACGUCAGCCAGAGACAGGAGGAUUUCUUGGACCUGACGGUGUGUGUUUGUGGCGUGUCCAGCCUGGAGGAGGCUUUAUGGAACAUGUUUGUGGAGGAGGAGCUGUUUGAGGGCAAUAACCUGUACCGCUGUGCAGGUUGCGACAGGCUGGUCACUGCUGCUAAGUCUGCCAAGCUGAAGAAACUCCCUCCGUUCAUGACCAUGUCUCUGCUGAGAUUCAGCUUUGACUUCACCAAAUGUGAGCGGUACAAGGAGACGGGGCGCUACGGUUUCCCUCUGACCAUCAACCUACGGCCAUUUUGUGAACAGGGUGAUGGGGAUGACUCUGAUUUCACCUAUGAGCUGUUCUCUGUUAUUAUCCACAAAGGUGGCUGUUAUGGAGGCCACUACCAUGCUUACAUCAGGGACAUUGACCAGCUUGGCCAAUGGGAGCCGUCGGAGGACGAAUGCAAACCCAAGACUCAGAAGAAAGCCAAGGAGAAGGUGAAGGAAGCGUGUGAGCCAAAACUACAAGAGGAUGACCCUUUAUCUGUCCUCACUGCUAUUAUUGCACAGGAGCCAUCCAAGAGUGUCCUGUUGGACCAGCUGGGACAGAAACUCAUGGAUAAGAUCGGUUCAUCCUGGAGCAAGAAAUUCAGAAAACACUAUGGUCCCAUAGGAAAGUUCCUUCAGUCCCACAAUGAUGUUUUCAUGUUGGUGUCUGGCGGUACUCGAGUGGCACUAAAAGCAAACCCACCAAGUCCUGUGACUGAGCCCUGCAGCCCAGCAGAGCAGAUCGUGAACUCUGACCCUUCACUGGCCUCAGACUCUGAGCAGCCAGGACUAGACGAGAGGCCCGAGCCUGAACUAGAGGGUAGCCACUGGUUUGACCUCAACGACUCCUCGGUCACCUCCAUCAGGGAGUCUGACAUAGAGAAGCAGUUCCAGGGCAAAGAGAGCGCGUACAUGCUGUUCUACAGAAAAACACAGCUGCACAGGCCCUGUGAAGCUCUGAAUAACCCUCAAUACAAAGUUCCUCUUCACCUCAUCCAAAUGGCUCAGGAGGAAAACAGAAAACUGCAGCAGGCACGUGAGGAGUUUGACGCCACCAAUAACACAAUAGAACUCCGUCUCCACUUAGCACACAGUUACAGACUUGAAAAUGGAGCCCUGCAACCAAUCAAACAAGAGCAGAAUGGAAGCACAACUCUGAGUUUCGAUCGAAGAAAAACUGUGGGAGAUCUUCGGUUGACUAUUUAUCAGAUGCAGGAACUCUGGGAAGGGGAUAUGGCUCUGACUGUGGCCAAGAGUCUCCCUGCUGGUCUGCACCUCUACAACACUAUUACAGAUGACAGUGUCUCCUUGUACAGUGCAGGCAUUACUUCAAACUCUGAUCUGUUUGUGUGGAACGGCAGAGAGGUGUGUGGUGCGACUAUCCUAACGGGAGCAGAGUGGGAGCCAGUCCUGCUAACUGUAGUCCGUCCCUUUUUGGGGGAAGACGGGGAUCUACAGGUAGAGGACGGGGUCGAGUGUGAGGAGCCAACAGGAGGCUUUGAAAACGGAGGGCCAGGACUGAAAAGGGAGGCGAGAGGGUUUGCAGGUGCUGUGACUCUCGGGGAGGUGAAAGAGGCUCUUGGGGAGCCAAAGGAGAGUGUUCUGUGUCAGGAGCAUAAGGGAACCAAGAAAGGAGAACAGGGGUCAGGAGAGGGAGGAGGGGCAAGUGGUUGGAGGGUGUUCCCCCCUGAUGACAUGCAACGAACACUGAAGGAGCUAUCGCUGAAGGAUGGAGACGCGCUGUUGGUGCUGGAGCCACAGUCCUUUGACUGCAGCAUGUUCACUCUGAACGGAGACGUCGUCACUGUGACUACACCGUCUGACUGCCGCUGGCUCCAGGUAGAGUUUCGACCACUUGAAGGAGAUGGAGAUGGAGAUGGAGAGAAAGAGGAGGAGAGGCGGAAGAUCAAGGUUCCUGCUACAGGAAACAUGCUGCUAUCAGAGGUGAAACAGAGGGCCAUAGAAGAGCUUCAGCUACAGCCAGGUGCAGAGUACUGUCUGAGACAGGUGGACUGCACAGGGAAACUCCUCUCUCCAGUGUGUGAGGAAGUGAGUGUUCGGGAUGCAGGGGUGCGACUCAUGACCACGCUGACUCUGUGUCCGGGAAAAGCCCCCAAGGCAUCACAGCUUUUCUUGCACUUCUCUGUGGGUGCAGCGCCCUCUGCUGGCAUGGAGAUGGACAUAAUUGUAGAGAAUACCUGUACUGUCAAAGAGUGUCUGAAGGCAAUGCUGGAUGCUGUUGGACUUGAUGGUACUUUUUGGCACUUGAGGAGGCUGGAUUGGUGUGAGGAGGUUGGCGAGCCACUUAUGGAUGAGGAGGCUUCUCUGUCAGAAGUGAAGCUCAGCAAUGGAGACACAUUAGUCGUCACAGAAGGACAGCUGCCUCCGAAGGGCUUUCUCAAGCUGAAUGUGUGGCUGUACCUGGAUCCCAGAAACAACUCGGCAGAUUCUAAACUCACCAACAAUGGCCACGCUGAGGAAGAAAUGCUGGAAGUUGCAACUCCAGGUGAUUCACACUCAUCUCUUCUGAAGAGUGUUGGAGAGGUUGAGAUAUCAGAUGAGGCCACUCUUGAGGAUCUGAAGACUCAGGUGUUGACUCUGUCUGCACUUCAGGAUGUGUGUAUACCAACCACUGGGUUCAUGCGUGUGUGGCAGCUUGAUGGACAGAGGCUGGCACGUAUCCUCAGAGGGCAACAACAAACACUCAGGAAAUUGAAGCUAUCCAGUGGCGCAGACCUUUGUAUACAACAGCUUCUAAAGGAAGAAGAUCUUGGCUCUAAAGAAGUCUUGUUGAACAUUAAAAUGGGAGUACCAGGGGAGAGGUGUUACUACCCUCCAGAGGAGCUAGUUUGGGAUGCAUCCCGGGAUUCUUCACCGCGCUGUCUACGCACAUGUUUGGCUGCACACUACGGCCUCUCCCCCGACUCUCUGCUGCUGGCUAAAUACCAGCCAGACAAACACACCUGGGAAGAAAUCUCCAACUGGAGCCAGCAGGUUUCAAAGAAGAAGAAGAAGAAGAAGGCUGAAUCAUUACUUGGGGCCCCAUUUCAUCUCAAAGAUGGCGACACAGUCGGCAUUAAGAAUCUACUGGUUGACAAUAACAGAGACUUUGUCACCCUGGAGGACGAGCAGGGCCAGCAGAUGCUCAGAGAGCAGGCAGAGGAACACAGGAAAGGAGGAGAGGCUGCAGGCUCUGACAGUGCUGGAUCACAGAAGAAGUGUGGGUCGACCAAAUCCAGGAAACCAGAGGUGGCACUGUCAAUCAAUGUUGGGGUCUUCAGAUAGCACCCUGUUCUUAUGGGUGUGUGGACAAAUCAGACCUACCUAAUAAACCACCCCCACACACACACACACACACGCACACACAUGCACACACAUGUCAUGCAAUACAGACAAUCCACUUAAUGUUAAUCUCAUGUCAUUUAUUUUUUAAAACUCUAUCUCUCCAUAGAUAUUGCAAAUUGCAUUUGAAUCAAACUCUUAAUUCUUCAGAAGCUUCUCAUCUGCCUUUGUCGACAAAAAGAGAAGCAACUUAUUUUUUUAGUACAAAUUAAAUGUAAUUGCAUUUCUCCUUUGUGCAAUAUAAGUACAUGUAUUAUUGCCAGAUUGCUUUCUCCUUCUAGAAGCUUGAAAAGUUUUGUAUUCUUAGAGAAUAUUUGAAGACAUUUUGACCCUCUGACUGCAUUUAUUGGUAGCUAAUUUGUAACCUUAAACUGAAAGUGUCAGCCCAGAGAACACAAUUUCUACUCCAAGUACUUUUUUUUAAUUUAUAGACUGACCCCUCUUCUUAUCAGGAGUCUCUAUCUCACAUACUGUUCUGUAGCAAUCAACCUGUAACUCAUCACCGGCGGCUUUUAAACUCUGACUUUUUCAACAAAUCAGCAGAUACAGCAAUCAACCAUUGUUCAAAAGCACCCAUUACUUGAGCAUGUUGUUGCUCCUAUAGUAACUUGUCUUCAGUGUUGUUUAUUGUAAGAUUAACUCGUCAUAGGUUAUCUUGAUCAUGGCUGUGUAUAAGGGUUGAUAAAGGAGAGGAGAGUUUGGCCUUAAUGUGGGAAAGCUUCAGUGCUGCUCUGUCCUCUCUACCUCACUCUCUACCUCUCGGAUUCUACCUCUGCUGCCUGGCCACAUUUCACCCCCCGACAAGCUCUUUCUCCAUGAUUUUUAUUUCAAACUUUUCAAAUCCUCCUCUGUUAUUAUGUCAGUUACUGUUAAAAAGUGCCACAGUGUGACUACUUGGUCAAAAUCUGCCUUUACUUCCAAUUAUAUUCUACUAACGGUUAAGUAACUUAAUUAUCCUGUUUUGCAUAAGGAGUGGAAAAACAAAGCAGACUGUCUUCAGUUACACCUCAGUCUGUCAUUUCUUUAUUUGGAGGAAGGACUGUACGAGUUAUUCUCCUUCAUCCUAAACGUUAUGAUCCCUGCUACAUGUUUUCAUUAAAUGUUUUAAAUGCAUGCACUAUAUCUGAACUUCAGGGAAGUAAAAGUUAUUCUUGUAGAUAAUUUAUUUGAAGCAAAGUGCAAAAUAUAUUACUUUGCUAUAUGAAAUGUGAUAUUUUUGUUCUGGGAGGGUAAUUGAAUAUUUCUGACAUGGCUCUGAGUUUACGUUCAUUACUCUAAUCUGGCCUUGAUCAGUGCCAAGAAUUUGCAAGUUGUAUUUGUUUUUAAACCGAAAGCAGAUUUUUUUUGACAAUGUACUCAGCGAUAGUGAACUUUAAUUUUGUAUCAUAUUGUAUUAUUUGCUAGUGUUAUUGAUUACAACUUUUGUGUUACUGGUAAGGAACUGAUUUACUGUAUUAUGACAGAAGAAAUCUGUUUGUAACCAUGUCAGAUUGUUUCGACAGGAAGAAUUUUAUCAAUAUUAAAGGUAUUAAGUGGUAA